Molecule: messenger RNA, 3174 nt
Organism: Orbicella faveolata
Lineage: Eukaryota; Metazoa; Cnidaria; Anthozoa; Scleractinia; Merulinidae
Product: kelch-like protein 23
Molecular function (GO): protein binding
Source: RefSeq, a predicted model, not a curated record
AUCUCUGCGGUUGUACGUGUUACAGACUUUGCAAUGAAGAUGACCGCGCAUUCAAACGUUCUUCUUUUGAAGUGUGCCCAGUUUCAAGAAGAAUGUUUAUUUACUGACGUGCAACUGAAAAUUGGAGAAACAAUCUUUUCUGCUCAUCGCAUGGUAUUAGCUGCCUUUAGCAGUUAUUUCCACGCCAUGUUUACGAAUGGAAUGAAGGAGUCCAGCCAGGAAGUGAUCGAAUUGAAAGAUGAAAGCAUUUCACCAGAUUCUUUAAAGAUUGUAAUAGACUCCAUCUACACUGGAGAUCUCCUUGUCAACGAGGAAAACGUGUUUGAAGUUCUUGCCGCAGCUGACCACCUUCAAGUCACAAGUGUUGUUCAACAGUGCUGUGACUACUUGUUGAGCGAGUUAAUUGAGCUUCACUUUGACGUGGAAACAUACUGUCGCAUAUGGACAGUUGCUGACAGACAUGGUCUGAAGGAUCUGAAAGAAGCAGGAGAGCACAAGAUGGCUUUGAUGUACAAGGAUGUUUCUGAAAGUGAAGAAUUUUUGUCGUAUAUUAGCGCAGACCAAUUUAUCGGUCUCCUCAAUCGAGAUGACCUCAGCGCACCUUCGGAGGCCUUCGUCUUCAAAUCAGUGAUGCAGUGGAUCAAAUACAAGAAAGAAGAGAGGUUUGCAGUUGCGGGCAAAGCUAUUGGAGCUGUUCGUUUGGGGCUGGUGGAUAUCGGAGACAUAAUUGAAGAGCUGAAUACAGAGGAAAUGCAGCAAGUUCCAGAGAUCCGCAAGCACUUACAUGAAUCACUGAUCCAUAACUGCAGACCUUUAAACAGCUCCGAGUUUGCAGUAGAAAAAGCUAAACCAAGGUCAGUGAGUCAGGUUCUUGUUGCUGUCAUACCUCAGGCUCCAAUGCAAUAUUAUGAUGCUGAAACAAAAUUGUGGAAAUCUUGGGCGGCCUCCACAACACCACAACUUAAGAUUGAAGCGAAAACAUUCUUGUCCGCAUGCUUGGUUGGAAGUAAGCUAUUUGUAGUUGUGACGGACUCUAGGCCAACGUACUAUAUUUACUCUUAUGACACAGAAAAGAAAGUGUGGGAAAAUAUCCCGCACUCAUUGGGAGUAGUCAGUGAGCUGCGCACCGUCGGGGACUACAUGUAUGCAAUCAGUAAUACCCUUAAUAGCGGUCAGGUUCCUCAAAGGUAUAACUUUGUUAAGCGUCGAUGGCAAAGGUAUGCUAAAGUAAUUAUUCCCAGCUGUGAAAAUGGAAGUGGCUCUUUCCAUAAUAGUGGAACAACAGUGUUCCAUUCAAAGGUGUAUGUGCUUUAUGGAAGUAGAUCAAAAUCAGAAAAUUCUUGGCGUGUGAAGCCAGCAGUACUGGUCUAUUUUGAUCCAGUAGAGAAUAAAUGGGAAAGAAAAGCUUCAACAUGUCAUCCUCAUUUUGGAUCCACCCUUUUUGCGGUGAACGGCAAACUCCAUGUUGCAGGGGGUAAUGUUAAGGUUACCGAUACAUACAAAUCUCCAUAUGGUGACUCGGCCCCUGUAGAAUUUUAUGAUGAACAAAACGACUCUUGGUCUGUUGUAAAACAGGACCACAUUCCACCAAACAAACUUGGUGCAGUGGAAGUAGAAGGGAGAGUGUAUUUCAUCAUAAACAGAUUUCCAAUCGACAGUGGCAUCAGAAUCCCACCCGGAGAAAAGUAUCAGGUUGAUUUGGACGACUGGGAAAGUCUGGGAAAAGUUAACAGUAAAUCAGUUCUUUGCUACUUGCCAGCUAAUAAAGAGAAUUUGAACACGGAGUGAUUAUGUAUAUAUAAUUUCCGUUUAUUUGACUUUUUUCCGCACGUAGGGCUUGGUUGUAUACGAAACAAAGUGUAAUCUAAGUUAACCUUAAUAUGCAGCUAUUGUUUCAAAAUUCAGUAAAAAUAGGGUCAGAUUCGAUAUAAUGGGCUUUGAGUAAAAAUCGGAUUCUCAAGAAAGAUUCCUGGUGUUUUUUUAAUCAGUUUAUUUGAGGUUCAGUAUUAAUUUGCCAAAAUCCAACACUUUCUAUAAUUGAAUAUCAGACACAUCUGUAGACAAAUACGCAACACACUUUGAAAUGUAACAUGUCCCUCGGAAUAUAAACCAACUUGUUUUUAUUGUCUUACAUACAUACAUACUUUAUUGUUACCUCCCCAAUGGGGCUUUUCAGGAACAAUUACUUAAAUUACUAAGUUACUAAUAACUACACAAUCAAAAUUAAUCAAAUUUAAGAAACAUUUACAACAUUAUCUAAAUUUUGUAGUCGCGAAAAAUACUAAAAAUAAAUGAAGUUUAGGGAGUAUUAAAGAUUAUUUCACGGUUAUUUUAUUUGAUGUUACGUUGUAUGUAAUAAAUGCCUUUAUCAAACUUAACAGUGCAUUCAUUUGAACGCUCUUGAGCUGUAAGGGUUAAAUUGUAUACACAUAUAUAAUGUGGGUUCUGUUACCCUUCGUUACACGUACGGUGGUUUUAGAGCCCUCAUCUCGGCUCAUCUGAUGUUUUGCAAAUCUAUAGAGAAGAAUUUUUUUUUUAACGAUAUUUAAGCUCUUAGCGCCAAGUCGAUUAGGAGCCGGGAUUUAGUAAUAUUUCUUGGCUUGUGAUGAGAAGAAAAAAAACUGCUUUAAUUGGUGGCAAAAGUGUGACAGUGCCUCCGUUAACCAAGGCGCUCAAACAUGGGUAACAGAAUGGGGCGUCAAUUGCAAACCCUUAUCUUCGUUUAAGCACUCGAUCACUUCGCAUGUUAUUUCUCUAACGUUUUUUGCCACCCUGGCGUGAAGAGAUAUUUGUUCACAAGAAAACAGAAUUUCUGUAAGUGGAAACUUUUUGUUAAAUGCAAAUGACAACUGCAUGGCCACGGCUCACUCUGCUAGUGUGGCUACUGUAUGCAAAUACAAGGUCGCUUUUAUUUUUUAUCAUGUCUUAUCAUCUUGAUCGGCUGUAAUGAAUUGGAUACUCAAAAAGUAACAGAAAAAGACAAAAUCUGUAAACAUGGCGUGGAAAUAACUGCUGUAGGCAGCUAAUACCAAGCGAUGAGCAGAAAAUACUGUCUUGCCAAUUUUUAUCUGUACGUCAGUGAAUACAUAUAUAAUUUUUCACCUCGUCUUCUUGGUCCGUGCUGUAAUUUACGAACUGAGUUUUUUCCCGCCAUAAAUUGAAGGGGAAAAAACG